GCUAUAAAAGGCGGCGGCGCGGUGGGUAGCGGUGGUGCGCGGGCCGGGCAAGAUGGCGGAGGGCGAUAACAACAGCGUCCACCAGCUGGCUGCAGAAACUGCUAGCUUGGAGGAGCAGUUGCAAGGAUGGGGAGAAGUGAUUUUGAUAACAGACAAAGUUCUUCGCUGGGAGAGAGCCUGGUUUCCUCUGGCACUCAUGAGUGUUGUUUCCUUUUGUUUUCUGAUGAUCUACUACUUGGACCCAUCAGUUCUUUCAGGUGUUUCCUGUUUCGUUAUGUUCCUCUGUUUGGCUGAUUACCUUGUUCCUGCUCUUGCACCUAGAAUCUUUGGCUCUAACAAAUGGACUACAGAGCAGCAGCAAAGAUUUCAUGAGAUUUGUGGCAAUUUGGUGAAAUCUCGUCGCCGACUUUUUGGCUGGUGGAAGCGCCUCUUCACACUGAAGGAAGAGAAGCCUAAGAUGUACUUCAUGACCAUGCUUUUUUCUCUUGCCGUGGUUGCCUGGAUUGGACAGCAAGUUCACAAUCUGUUUCUGACCUAUCUCAUUGUGAGUUUCUUGUUGCUGUUUCCUGGACUAAACCAGCAUGGGAUCAUUACAAAGUAUGUUGGAAUGGCGAAAAGGGAGAUAAACAAACUUCUCAAGCACAAGGAAAAGAAAAAUGAAUGAAGACUUAACUACUCUUCACUUUGUGAAAGGUUUCCUUGGGAACAGUUCUGAGAAUUAACAUAUAAUUAAUAGAAGUUGUGUUGCUCACUGGCUUUUUUUAAUUGGCUCCCUGAGGAAGUGAACAUGUCACUCUAGCAACUGCUAUGGGUGGGUUUGUGUCUCUCUUGCUGUGCUGACUGGGGUUCUGCAGCUGGUCCUGUUUGAAAGAUCCUGUCCUUUGUACAGAGCUUAAGUGUCUUCACCAAACUAAGAAGCCCUGUCAAUAAACACCCCAACUCAAACAGCAGAAUCCUAAUGUGUGGUAGCAGUUCUCUAACUGUAUUUGUUUCACUGGUUGUUCAUAUGUGGCUACAGCAAGUAGGAAAGGCAGUUCUGGAAGCUUGCACUUGGGGGUUUGUUACUCCUGAUCCUGGUGGGAUAGGAAUGAUCGUAGCUGAGGGUGCCUGCCCAACAUUGCUGCAGAAGGUGAUUUCAUUGUCUCACUGAGUCUGCUUUUUUUUCCCCCUGCAUGUACCAGAUUAUCUGUUGAAUAGGAGUCUGGAAUAUAUAAAUUUGUAGUUCAUUUAUUUUGCUGUAGUGUAAACUUCAACUUGUUGCACUGAGACCAUUGAGAAUGAAUUAAGGUGUGUGUCACCUUAACAGCUGAUUGCUCUAAAAACUGCUGUUGUCACGGAGCCAUGUAGCAUGUUUGAUUUCAUGAAUGUUGUUUGUGUACAAAAUCACCUUGAAUAUGCUGGGUUUGUCUUUGUAAAUAAGCCUGUCUGAAUUGUUUGUGCUUUUCUAUGACCUGUUCCUCCUUUUUUAAAAACUGAACUGUCUUCUUUACAGAGCUAAAACCUGUGUUAAUGCAUUUUAAAAGUUUACUGUUUUAAAAUGAACUCUCUUCACUCUCUGUUGUAACUGCUGAAUAGGUAAAUACAACCUAAACAGAAACUUC
This is a messenger RNA of Apus apus (common swift), 1601 nucleotides long. It is a transcript of the gene ARL6IP1, whose product is annotated as ADP ribosylation factor like GTPase 6 interacting protein 1. NCBI's taxonomy places the organism in Eukaryota, Metazoa, Chordata, Aves, Apodiformes, Apodidae. The record is from RefSeq and is a predicted model, not a curated record. Bases 53 to 664 code for a protein of 203 amino acids. The transcript has 6 exons.